CGGAAGCAAAACAAGUCCGCAACACGAGCGCUGGUGCUCACGGUGCUACUGUGUUAGUUUCUUCUUAUUAAAAAUCUUUUUGUUCCCACCUGAUUGUGUCCUCUUCGCCAGACUGGUACAGAUGUUCGUUCCUCCUGGAGAAGAUCUGGUCAACCAAUGGGAGAGCGAGCAGGCUCGUCUCCGACUGCAGGUCAUGGAGGAAGACACUGAGGACUGGCAGCGAAGUCCAGACUUCUCUGGCCUGGAGAGAGUCGGAGGAGUGGACCUGUCUUUCAUCAAAGGGGAUGACGUCAACGCCUGCGCCCAACUCGUGGUGCUCAGCUACCCCGACAUGGAGGUGCUCUAUGAAGACAGUCAGAUGGUGACCCUGACGGCCCCCUACAUAGCUGGCUUCCUGGCCUUCAGAGAAACCCCAUUCCUUCUGGAAGCUCUGCAGCGGCUGGAGAGGAAUCAGCCCAAACUUCUACCUCAGGUGGUGUUUGUGGAUGGGAAUGGCCUCUUCCACUACAGAGAGUUCGGCCUGGCGUGUCAUCUCGGAGUGCUGUCGGGGAUGCCGUGUGUGGGCGUGGCCAAGAACCUGCUGCAGGUGCAGGGUGUGAACAAGAGUGAAGAGCACCAGUUACAGAUAUCUGCUCUGCAGAAAGGAGGAGACAGCUUCCCACUCACAGCCGCCUCAGGGAAAGUGCUUGGAAAGGCUUUGCGAAGCUCCGACAAGAGCUCUAAGCCGGUGUACGUGUCCGUCGGCCACAAGAUCAGUGUGGACACAGCUGUACGCCUCACACACUCCUGCUGCCACUACCGGGUCCCAGAGCCUAUCAGACAGGCUGACUAUCGCUCCAGAGAAUACCUUCGCAUACACUUCCCAGGUGCAGAUACAUGAAACAAAGAAAUUAGUUAAAAAAAGAUGCAACGGCAGAUCUCAAGAACUCUGAAGACCAGCAAGUACAGAAGACCUGUGUGUGUGUGUGUGUGUGUGUGCGUGUGCGUGUGCGUGUGCGUGUGCGUGUGCGUGCGCGUGCGUGUGUGUAUGUCGGCCAAUACUAAAACAACAAGACAGAUUAAAUCUUUUUUUUUUAUGUACUCGCCCCAUAUUCAAACUGGAUAUGGGUCAGACCGGCUCUUUUUAUACACUGUUCUCAUUACAUUUUUGGGUCACCCAGGUUUUUACACUGGGAACCUCGUGAAUAAAUCAUAAAUGUCCCUGGU
Cyclopterus lumpus (lumpfish) is the source of this 1206-nucleotide messenger RNA. Its product is annotated as endonuclease V-like. Bases 122 to 880 code for a protein of 252 amino acids. The record is from RefSeq and is a predicted model, not a curated record. Gene Ontology annotation, cellular component: nucleolus; cytoplasm. NCBI's taxonomy places the organism in Eukaryota, Metazoa, Chordata, Actinopteri, Perciformes, Cyclopteridae. Gene Ontology annotation, molecular function: RNA endonuclease activity producing 5'-phosphomonoesters, hydrolytic mechanism; single-stranded RNA binding. The transcript is spliced from 9 exons. Gene Ontology annotation, biological process: DNA repair.